Molecule: messenger RNA, 690 nt
Organism: Gongylonema pulchrum
Lineage: Eukaryota; Metazoa; Nematoda; Chromadorea; Rhabditida; Gongylonematidae
Source: the annotation of a GenBank genome assembly
AUGGAGCAAACUCACGAGGAAUGCCGCUUGGUGGGACUUUCGGCAACCCUACCCAAUUAUCACGAUGUUGGAACAUUUUUGCGUGUCAAGCCAUCAAAUCUGUUCUUCUUUGACAACAGCUUUCGGCCAGUACCCCUGGAACAACAGUACAUUGGUAUAACGGAGAAAAAAGCACUGAAGAGAUACCAGGCAAUGAAUGAUGUGGUCUACGACAAAGUAAUGGAACAUGCGGGAAAAAGCCAGGUGGCGAAUGUUGACCUUCGUGAUUUAAUCCCAUAUGGUUUUGCGAUCCACCAUGCCGGUAUGACCCGUGUUGAUCGUACUCUUGUUGAAGAUUUGUUCGCCGAUCGCCAUUUACAGGUGCUUGUAUCAACAGCAACACUAGCCUGGGGCGUGAAUCUGCCGGCACACACUGUGAUCAUCAAGGGUACACAGAUUUACAGUCCAGAAAUUGGCCGUUGGACAGAGCUUGGUGCACUGGAUGUGAUGCAGUUGCCAAUUGAAAGUCAAAUGAUUUCGAAAUUGGCGGAUACACUGAACGCGGAAGUAGUGCUUGGGACGAUUAACAAUGUAAGUGAUGCGAUGAAUUGGCUCGGAUAUACCUAUUUGUAUAUUCGCAUGGUCAAAUCGCCAACGCUUUAUGGUAUCACGCAAGAACAAGCGGUACAUGCUUUGUUAUUUUGUACUUAA